AGUAAAAUUUCGUAUUAGUCUGUACUCUGUAGUCAUUACCACGAUUAAAGACAGUCUUGUCUAUGAAAGACAGUAUCUAUCUUUAAUCUUGGUCAUUACUAUUAAAUUGCUUGAACAGAAAUAAUAUACGACUGUGCUACUCGACUACAAGAACUUCUACUACUACAAUCUUCUCAGAACACUAAUUUAAAGGCGACAGUAUGGAGGAGUUCAAGACAAGAGUGAAAAACGAAAGCGAUAUGGAUGCAUGGGAAUCAUCUGAAGCAUACGACGAUUAUAUUGGAUUCAUAACAGCCAUGAACAAAUCCGUGUAUGCCAUACCAUCAAACAAAACUUUGACGCUGUCAAUUGAGAUUUCACAGUUAUUAAAUGUAUUGAACACAAUUGAUGAUUGGAUUACAGAAGUGGAACCAUUGAAAGAGAGCUGUAGGUUUGGAAAUAAAGCUUUUUCUACAUUUUACAAUUUAUUAAAAACGAGAUUGCCCGAAAUAUUGUCAAAAGAAUUGUCGUCAGUCGACCAACCAAACAUUAUUGAGCUAACCGCUUAUAUUGUUGAUAGCUUUGGUAAUCCAACUCGUAUCGAUUAUGGCACUGGACACGAAAUGUCAUUUUGUAUGUUCUUGUGUGGCUUAUACAAAGUAGACGUAUUGAAACAAAGUGACAGUAAAGCUACAGUCAACGUGCUAUUUUCAAGAUAUUUAGAAAUAGUUCGUAGACUUCAACUCAGGUAUCAAAUGGAACCAGCUGGAAGUCAUGGUGCUUGGAGUUUAGAUGACUACCAGUUUGUACCUUUUAUUUGGGGUAGCGCACAACUAAUCGAAAACCCAGAUUUUAAUCCAAAUUUGUUUGUUGACGAAAAAUGUGUGCAACAGUUCAAAUCGAAGUAUAUGUUCCUCGGAUGUAUUGAUUUCAUUAUGCAAGUAAAAAAAGGAUUGUUUCAUGAACAUUCUAACCAACUUUGGAAUAUUAGUGGUGUUCAAAGUUGGAAUAAAAUCAAUGAAGGUCUAAUUAAAAUGUAUAAAAAAGAGGUACUGGGAAAAUUCCCAAUCAUUCAACAUGUACCUUUUGGAAAUUUAUUUAAUUUUAAACAAUGUAUAAAAAAAAAAACCUUUGCUACACCAUCGGUGAUGAAAACUCCUGCACUGUCAUUAUUGGAAAAACUAAAGAAAACCGACCAAUCAGUGCCAAACAUAGUAAAUAAGUAAAUUAUUGUCACAUUUGUAAACUUAUACAAAUGUGUUUAUACUUAAUGUGAAUUAAAUAUCAGCUAUAUCUUAAAA
This is a messenger RNA of Acyrthosiphon pisum (pea aphid), 1280 nucleotides long. Its product is annotated as serine/threonine-protein phosphatase 2A activator-like. NCBI's taxonomy places the organism in Eukaryota, Metazoa, Arthropoda, Insecta, Hemiptera, Aphididae. The record is from RefSeq and is marked provisional. Gene Ontology annotation, biological process: mitotic spindle organization. Gene Ontology annotation, molecular function: protein tyrosine phosphatase activator activity; peptidyl-prolyl cis-trans isomerase activity. Gene Ontology annotation, cellular component: nucleus; protein phosphatase type 2A complex; cytoplasm.